Salarias fasciatus (jewelled blenny) is the source of this 573-nucleotide messenger RNA. It is a transcript of the gene smim29, whose product is annotated as small integral membrane protein 29. Bases 250 to 558 code for a protein of 102 amino acids. The record is from RefSeq and is a predicted model, not a curated record. NCBI's taxonomy places the organism in Eukaryota, Metazoa, Chordata, Actinopteri, Blenniiformes, Blenniidae. The transcript has 5 exons.
GGCGGAAGUAGUCUGGCAGAGUUCCACUACUGGAAGAAGAGGCUCUGCUCAGUGUACAAUUCUCCACUGAUUAGAGAGCACGGCGAUACCAUGUGGAAGUCACAUGAACCGAGAGGAUGAGCCGUAAACAAGGGGGCAGUUCCAGGAGCCAUCUGCUGCACGCUGUGAGCCACAGGGAGGAAGAGGAGGAAGAGGAGGAGGGGUGUCCUGUCCCACUGAUGUCCCCCACUCACACCCUGAAGAUUUAGGAUGAACAGCACUACUCAUCCCCCUCCCGUUAUCGAUGGGGACGUGGCAGUCAGCUAUGUGUUGGUGCCAUUCUUUCUAAUAACCAUUAUUGGGAUAGCUGCAGCUGUGAUCAUGUAUAUUCGUAGAAAAAGGAGAAUCGACAGACUCCGUCAUCAGCUACUACCGGUUUACACGUAUGAUCCUUCAGAAGAACUCAAUGAAGCUGAACAGGAAAUGCUGUGGAGAGAAGAGGACACCAGGAUUGUGCAAGGCUGGGCAAGAAGUUAUCAGCAGCGAAGGCCUCUUCUGACCAAAGACGUCACGGCGUGAUGGUCGUAAACCCGG